UCUUCAGCAGUGGUUUUCAAAAUCAGCAGAAGUUCUUAAAACACAAAUGACCAGCUAAGAAAAUCCUCACAAAUGAUGGCUGCAGCUUCAGCUGACUUACUGACCAUUCUUCCACACAAGAAAGCCUCCUGGAGUAACCAAACCCACCUAGCCACAAACGCCUCCGAAAUUCAAAACAAUACCAGCUGUUUCUUAGAAGAUGAUGCGUUGUCAUUUGCUUUAAUACUUUUUUACUCUGUUAUUUUUGUCGUUGGAUUGGCCGGAAAUGUUAUAGCCCUGUUUGCUUUCCUGUGCAUUCACCAGAAGAGGAAUUCCAUCCAAGUUUACUUGCUAAAUGUGGCCAUUGCAGACCUUCUGCUGAUCUUCUGUCUUCCCUUCCGAAUAUUGUACCAUGUUAACAAUAACACCUGGAUGUUUGGACACAUUUUAUGCAAGAUUGUAGGAACUCUAUUUUACAUGAACAUGUACAUUAGCAUAGUACUGUUGGGACUAAUUAGUCUAGAUCGUUAUGUAAAAAUAACUAAGUCUGUGAAGCGUCCUAAAAUGCUAACUGCUACCCAAAGUAUAUAUAUUUGUUGCGCUGUGUGGGCACUUGCACUAACAGGAUUUCUAGCAGUAGUUGCACCAUCCUUCUUUAAGAGUGAGGUCAGCAAUUCUACUAUGUGCUUUCAUUACCGAAAUAAAAAGAAUGCAAUGACAGAAGUAGUUUUAAAUUACAUUAUUGUCAUAAUCUUUUGGACAGUUUUUUUCCUUUUGAUACUUUCAUAUGUUAAAAUUGCCAAGAACCUUCUGAAAAUCUCAAGAAGAAGAUCUAAUUUUCCCAAUGCAGGAAAAUAUACCCAGACAGCAAGGAAUUCCUUUAUUGUACUAAUUAUUUUCACCAUCUGUUUUGUUCCAUACCACAUCUUCCGAUUUGUCUACAUUACAUCACAGUUACAAAAUACACCUUGUUAUUGGAAGGGAAUCAUUCACAAAAGCAAUGAGGUGAUGCUCAUAUUUUCAUCUUUUAACAGCUGCUUAGACCCAGUUAUGUAUUUCCUGAUGUCCAGAACUGUCCGUAAGACUGUAUUCCAACUUAUUUGUAGAAGAAUUCAUGGAGAUUCAAGCAUAACUCUGGAAAGUACUUCAGAAAUAAAACUUGGACAAUACACACAAGAGCGAUUUUCUACUACCACUCCCCACUCAAGUUCUGUUAAGAAGAAGUCUGAUCUGAUUAAGUAAAUGGGUAACAGCUUCUCUCUUCGUCACUCUAGGACAUCAACUCAAGAUGCACCAAAUGCAAUACUGUAUGGCUACUAAUCCUGCCUCAUUCUUCCUGUUAAAAAACGAGAAGUCUUACUUCUGUUUGUGAAAAUGAGAAGUGACUUUUCUGAAGUACUUCAUGCUUGUUUAUCCAAGAAAACAAAACAGGAAAUGUCCUUAAAGUUAUCUCAGACACCUUCUGUGGGACUAAUGUAGAACACUAACUCUUUGAAGAGAUUUCUACAAAGUGGUUUGAGCCUGUAUAGACAUAAAUAUUACCAAUUUGUG
Messenger RNA from Cygnus atratus (black swan), 1530 nucleotides. RefSeq names its product G protein-coupled receptor 34 (gene GPR34). Bases 73 to 1221 code for a protein of 382 amino acids. Gene Ontology annotation, biological process: G protein-coupled receptor signaling pathway. The transcript is spliced from 2 exons. Gene Ontology annotation, molecular function: G protein-coupled purinergic nucleotide receptor activity. NCBI's taxonomy places the organism in Eukaryota, Metazoa, Chordata, Aves, Anseriformes, Anatidae. Gene Ontology annotation, cellular component: membrane. The record is from RefSeq and is a predicted model, not a curated record.